AUGUCGAAUCCAAAGAAGCGUGCCGCCGAGCCAGCGGCGCCCGCAAAGGCGACCAAGAAGCGCAAGACCAAGGCCCAGCAAGAUGACGAGCUUCUCGACAUGGACCUCGGCGUCAACACGCUCUUCGCGCGCAUGGACAACCAGCUGCUGGCCGACCACCUCGCCCAAAAGCUGACGCGCUUCGGCGGCGACCUCAGCUCCGUCGAGCUGUCAGACCUGACCGUCUCGGCAAACUCAAUACGUGACACAACGGAGUGGAAGGAGACGAGGACGCUCGAUCACCUGCCCGGCUUCAUGGAGAAGUUUGCAGAGGAUCCCGCAAGCCUGGGCAAGGCGCCCAAGAAGAAAGGCGCGCCGCACACGCUCAUUGUCGCAGGCGCAGGCCUGAGGGCUGCGGACAUUGUCAGAGCUGUCCGCAAGUUCUCUAGCAAAGACAACGUGGUGGCGAAACUGUUCGCCAAGCACAUGAAGGUCGAGGAGCAAGUCACCUUCCUCAAGAACAGGAAAACAGGCAUCGGCGUCGGCACGCCUGCGCGUCUGAUGGAGCUCAUCGACAACGGGGCGCUCUCGCUGGACAACCUGCAGCGCCUCGUCGUCGACGCCUCGCACGUUGAUCAGAAGAAGCGCGGCGUCCUGGACAUGAAGGAUACGAUGAUGCCGCUGGCGCGGUUCCUGGUGAGGGACGAGUUCAAGGACAGAUAUGUGGACGAGAAGAAGCCGUUGGCGCUGCUGUUCUACUAG
This is a messenger RNA of Purpureocillium lilacinum, 741 nucleotides long. RefSeq lists its product as uncharacterized. Gene Ontology annotation, cellular component: nucleus; 90S preribosome. The record is from RefSeq and is a predicted model, not a curated record. NCBI's taxonomy places the organism in Eukaryota, Fungi, Ascomycota, Sordariomycetes, Hypocreales, Ophiocordycipitaceae.